This is a messenger RNA of Hippocampus comes (tiger tail seahorse), 1851 nucleotides long. It is a transcript of the gene vtnb, whose product is annotated as vitronectin b. The transcript has 8 exons. NCBI's taxonomy places the organism in Eukaryota, Metazoa, Chordata, Actinopteri, Syngnathiformes, Syngnathidae. The record is from RefSeq and is a predicted model, not a curated record. Gene Ontology annotation, molecular function: extracellular matrix binding; polysaccharide binding; integrin binding. Gene Ontology annotation, biological process: immune response; cell-matrix adhesion; cell adhesion mediated by integrin. Bases 98 to 1630 code for a protein of 510 amino acids.
GUGCGCGCGUGCGCGAGCGCUUGUUAACGAUUGACGGCCCCGCACCAAAAGCAAACGUGACCUUUGGCGUUUUGGAGGUGGCGGGCGGACCAAUGGGAUGGCGCGGCGCAGCGCCGUCAGCCCCUCGGUCCUCGGCGCCCCGCGACCACUUUCCACUCGGACCGCGACCGGUCACUCGUCGCUUCCUCUCCUCCAAACUCAUUUUGUCACUUCUCCACGUUUGGCGGCAACUUCUUGCCGUUUAGUCGCCGCCAUGAAGACGCUGCGCAUCUUCAUCAUCGCAAUGAUGAUGAUGAUGACGACGAAGCUCACCUCGGCCGCAGACGAGACGUGCGCCGGCCGCUGCGGUUCCUUCGAGCCGCUGAGGAAGUGCCAGUGCGAUUCCAUGUGCCUUUACUACGGAAGCUGCUGUCCCGACUUUGACCAAAUGUGUCCCAAGAAGACGGCGCGCGGCGACACGUUUGAAGAAGCCGAAGAGGACCGAAGCACGUUGGAGACGCCGGUGGACGUGUUGGCCCCAAGCGCGGCGCCGUUCUCCUCCAGCGCGCCGCCGCUCACCUCCAGCGCGCCGCCGCUCACCUCCGAGCGGCCCGAACCUCCCCCCGCGGCGCCGCCUGCCGACCGAGACGCGGCGGCCUGCAGCGCGCGGCCCUUUGACGCCUUCCUGCAGCUGAAGAACGGAUCCGUGUACGCCUUCAGAGGCCAUUAUUUCUUCGAGCUGGACGACAAGGCCGUGCUCCCCGGCUAUCCCAAACGGAUCGAGGACGUGUGGGGCGUGACGGGGCCCGUGGACGCCGCCUUCACCCGCAUCAACUGCCAGGGCAAGUCCUACAUCUUCCAGGGAAGGAAGUACUGGCGCUUCGACGGCGACGUCCUGGACGAGGGCUUCCCCAGGGACAUCUCGGAGGGCUUCGACGGCAUCCCCGACGACCUGCACGCCGCCUUCGCCGUGCCCGCGCCCAAUCACCGGCAAAAGGAGAAGGCCUACUUCUUCAAAGGGGAUCGCUAUCACGUGUACGAGUUUGUCAACCAGCCCAGCCAUCACGAGUGCGUCCAGAUGAGUCGAUCUUCGCCGUCGCUCUUGUUCUCGCGCUACACCGACCUCUUUUGUGACCAAAGCCUGGACGACCUUUUCGGCGCACUCUUUGGGGCCGCAGGCGGCCGCCAGUCGUCGGGGCCGCGCCUCAUCAGCGGCGACUGGGCGGGCCUCAGCCCCCCGGUGGACGCGGCCAUGGUGGGGCGCGUCUUCCUCAGCCCCAAACCCGCGCCGCCGAAGCCGCCGCCGUUCGCCGGGAGGCGAAACCCGCGCAGGUGGAGGAAGCCCAGCAGGAAGUUCCGACGCAGGCAAAGUCGCCAAACGCUGUUCGACGACUUCUGGAGCGACUUGUUCGACGACGGUGAAACGUCGCGGGAGGAUGUCGCCACCGCGGCGCCGCUGCGAGGGCAAACGUCCGCCGGCGCGCCCGUUCAAUACGUCUACUUCUUCAAGAGAGAUAAGUACUACCGGGUGGACCUGCGCAGCAAACGCGUGGCGCCGGCCACGCCGCCUUACCCGCGCUCCGUCGCCGAGUACUGGCUGGGUUGCCCGCAGGAAGACGCUCCUGACGCCCCGCGCGCUGAGAGGAGAUGAAAAGGCAAGCAUCGAGGCGAGGCGACAGCAAACGGCAACGCGUCUCAUUUUGGUUCGAUUUCAAGCGUUGAACGUUUCAGCCAACCCGGAAGAAGAAAGAGCUAAUCGACGGGCCAGAUCCUGUCGUCGAACGGCGCGCGACUUCCGCAUUCGCCGCGCUCCCUGCUGGACCAACGUCGUCCUCGCGGCCGAGCCCUCCAAAUAAACUCAAUCGCACCCCC